AUGGGGUGCAUACAGAGUGGUGAUAAAUCUGCUAAUGACAAAAGUAGACAGAUCGACAAGAAUUUACGGAACGAUGGAGAAAAAGCUGCCAGAGAGGUCAAACUACUACUGCUUGGAUCUGGUGAAUCUGGGAAAAGCACAAUUGUCAAACAGAUGAAAAUUAUCCACGAGUCGGGCUAUUCGGAAGAGGAGUGCAAUCAGUUCAGAGCCGUGGUCUACAGCAACACCAUCCACUCCACGAUGGUUAUCAUAAGGGCCCUGGGGCGUCUGCAGAUCGAGUUUGCUGAUGCUGCUCGCGCUGAUGAUGCCAGACAGUUGUUUGCAUUGUCAAGCCAGGCUGAUGAGGGCAUAAUGACCCCAGAGCUGGCCGGCAUCAUAAAGCGGCUCUGGGCAGACGGAGGUGUGCAGGUAUGCUUCGGCCGCUCCAGAGAGUACCAGCUCAACGACUCUGCUUCAUACUACCUGAACGAUUUAGAAAGGAUAUCCAGCCCUUCAUAUGUCCCCACUCAGCAGGAUGUACUGAGGACCCGAGUGAAGACCACGGGUAUUGUUGAGACCCACUUCACUUUCAAGGAUCUUCACUUCAAAAUGUUUGAUGUGGGUGGCCAGCGAUCAGAGAGAAAGAAAUGGAUUCACUGCUUUGAAGGUGUCACUGCAAUCAUUUUCUGCUCAUCUUUAAGUGACUAUGACCUGGUCCUGGCUGAGGAUGAAGAAAUGAACCGCAUGCACGAGAGUAUGAAGCUGUUUGAUAGCAUCUGCAACAACAAGUGGUUUGAGGAGACGUCAAUCAUCCUCUUCCUGAAUAAGAAAGAUUUGUUUGAGGAGAAAGUGAAGAAAAGCCCGCUCUCAAUCUGCUUCCCAGACUACACUGGUGGUGGCACAUAUGAUGAGACGUCUGCCUUUAUCCAGAGUCAGUUUGAGGACCUAAACCAGAAGAAGGACACCAAAGAAAUCUACACCCACUUUACUUGUGCCACGGACACCAAGAACGUGCAGUUCGUGUUCGAUGCCGUGACCGACGUCAUCAUCAAGAACAACCUGAAGGACUGCGGACUGUUCUAAAGCAGCUCAUCACAGAGAGUGAAAUGAUCGGGGCAAAAUCAACUCCUCAGAUGCACCAGGUC
Molecule: messenger RNA, 1124 nt
Organism: Trichomycterus rosablanca
Lineage: Eukaryota; Metazoa; Chordata; Actinopteri; Siluriformes; Trichomycteridae
Gene: gnaia
Product: guanine nucleotide binding protein (G protein), alpha inhibiting activity polypeptide a
Exons: 9
Coding region: 1-1062 (353 amino acids)
Biological process (GO): adenylate cyclase-modulating G protein-coupled receptor signaling pathway
Cellular component (GO): heterotrimeric G-protein complex
Molecular function (GO): GTP binding; G protein-coupled receptor binding; G-protein beta/gamma-subunit complex binding
Source: RefSeq, a predicted model, not a curated record